Molecule: messenger RNA, 1551 nt
Organism: Trifolium pratense (red clover)
Lineage: Eukaryota; Viridiplantae; Streptophyta; Magnoliopsida; Fabales; Fabaceae
Exons: 5
Coding region: 58-1551 (497 amino acids)
Molecular function (GO): protein dimerization activity
Source: RefSeq, a predicted model, not a curated record
UUCUUUCCUCUCCUCACAAACAAUUUCACAGCCUGUGUUCUUUCCUCUCCUCUGUCCAUGCUUCUUUCUUUCCUCUCCUUUGAUCUGUACGUGAUUGCAAGCUGCUGCUGCUGUGCUUCGGUGCUUCCAUCCCACCAACAGGUCUUGAAGUUGGUGGAUGGUGAUGUUAAACCAACAAUGGGAUUUCUUUAUGAAGCAAUUGAUAGAGCCAAACAAGCUAUUGAGAAAAAUUGUCGCUACCACGCUUAUUAUAAUUCAAUCAUUGACAGCAGAUGGGUUUUCAUGCAUUCUGAUUUGCACGCAGCAGGUUAUUUUCUCAAUCCACAAUUCCAAUUUGGAGUAGUCCAUGGAAGAGAUGUAGCUAGGGAAACCUUGGAUGGAACCACAAAAGUAAUAAGAAAAUUAGAACCAAACAUUAAUAUUCAAAUAAGAGCUAACAAUCAGUUAUUACUUUUUCGGGAUAAGCAAGAGUCCUUUGGAACUCCACAAGCUCAACAAGCAUGGCGUGGAACGGAUCCUGCUGAAUGGUGGCUGUUAUAUGGAUCUUCUGCUCCUGAACUUCAAAGAAUAGCUGUAAGAGUUCUAAGCCAAACAACUUCAGCUUCAAACUGUGAGCGAAAUUGGAGUACCUUUAGUUACAUCCAUACAAAGACGAGAAACAGAUUGAAGUAUAAAAAACUACAGAAGCUUGUCUUUGCAUAUUAUAACAUGAAGCUACAAAAUAGGAGCACCAUGAGAAGAAGUCAGGAAGAAAUUGAAAAAAACUUUAGUCCUAUCAACCUUGAUCAUAUAUUUCAAGAAGACCCUUUAUCUCCAUGGCUUGAAGAGAUAGAGGGACCAUUGUUGGAUGGAAUUCAAAAUGCACAGUGGCUCCCUAUUGAUUCUGAUGAUGACAUUGAAGAAAUACCCAUUGAUGUUGAUCACUCAAAUUCAGGUCAUACACCUAGUCAAAGUGGGGAAGGUGGUUUAAGUCCACCAAGUGAUGAAAAUAGUGGUGGCAAUGGUGGCGGUGGUAAUCAAGAACAAGUUUAUGGAAUAAGUGAAGGGUCACAUCAUUCUUUUCAAGAAGAAGCAUAUGAUAGGCGUGAUCAAAAUUUAUUGUCCCGUCGAAUGGAAGAAGAAUCAUGUGAAGAUAUGACUGGUGGUGGUAGUAGUAACCCUAGCAGAGGUCGAGCUAAACGUGGUAAAAGUAAAAAGAAAGCUAAUCCAUUGGAUGAUUCUUCGUCGUCAAGCGGAGUACAAUCAUAUGGUGAUUUUGGUUUUGUUGCACCAUUUGAAGGUAAUCAAGGUAAUUUUCCAUCAUAUUACCAAAAUCCUUCUUAUAUGCCACACGGGUAUUAUCCAUAUAUGUCAAACCCAAACAUGCCAUUUUAUAAUGACGCUCCUAUGAAUUAUAACGAGUCAUCAACAAAUUCUUCAUAUGAUUACCAACAAAUAGAACCACCAAGAAGUUCUGGAUUGUUUGAUUAUGUCUUUGGAAGAAGUGGAAAUAACAAUGAUGAAGGUGAUAGUGGAAGUUAUGAUCCUGCACGUCGUUCUACCAUGUGGUGA